UUCUUUCCCUGUAAAACAUUCUAAGCACCAUUUCACUCUAUUGCUCACACACUCUAUUUCUUCUUCGACCUUCCUUUCAAAUCUUCAAAACUUAAAUUCAAUUCAAUUGGAGCAAGUUUUAACCUUUUUUUAUUAUUUUAAGAUUAAUAGUUUCUGUUUGGUUACAAGUGUUUCUUCAUCCUAGAGUCGACAUGGCUUACGCUGGCUCGCUGGACGAAAUUUUACCUUCGGAUUCAACCGCGAGGCAAAUCAAAUUGGAGAAAGAGAGUGAACUGAGAAUCGAAGUCGGUAACGAUGCGCCGCUCCGGCUUCGGCUUCUUAAUGGCAGCGCCGAGAUUUACGGAACUGAGUUACCUCCCGAAAUCUGGCUCACUUUCCCUCCGCGACUUAAAUUUGCAGUUUUUACAUGGUAUGGAGCCACAGUUGAAAUGGAUGGCAUAACUGAAACUGAUUAUACAGCUGAUGAGACUCCCAUGGUUAGUUAUGUAAACGUACAUGCUGUGCUAGAAGGGCGGAGAAACCGCGCCAAAGCAGCCGCGGCAAAGGGCUCUGACACUUUUCUGGGUCCUAGGGUAAUUGUUGUGGGACCUACAGAUUCUGGAAAGAGCACCUUGUCACGGAUGCUGCUUAGUUGGGCAGCUAAACAAGGUUGGAAACCCCUGUUUGUGGACUUGGAUAUUGGCCAAGGAUCUAUAACAAUACCUGGAUGUAUUGCUGCUACUCCAAUUGAAUUGCCCAUUGAUCCAGUUGAAGGGAUUGCACUUGAAAUGCCUCUUGUUUACUCCUUUGGGCACACAACUCCAAGCAACAAUGUAGAUUUGUACAAAGUGCUUGUGAAGGAGCUUGCCCAAGUAUUGGAGAAACAAGUUACUGCUAAUGUGGAAUCUCAAGUGGCAGGGAUGGUGAUCAAUACCAUGGGAUGGAUAGAAGGUGUUGGAUAUGAGUUAAUUCUCCAUGCAAUUGAUUCAUUCAAUGCCAAUGUUGUCUUGGUAUUGGGUCAGGAGAAACUUUUCAGCAUGCUGAGGAAUAUAUUAAGGAAAAAACCUGAUGUUGAUGUUGUGAAACUUCAAAAGUCAGGUGGUGUUGUUUCCAGGAAUGCAAAAAUCCGUCAGAAGGACAGAAGUUGUAGGAUAAGGGAAUACUUUUAUGGUCUCACAAACAAUAUCACCCCAUGUGCUAGUGUUGCAAAUUUCAGUGAUUUGCUUGUCUAUAAAAUUGGUGGCGGACCACAGGCACCUAGAUCGGCUCUACCAGUUGGUGCAGAUCCUGUUGCCAACCCUCUGAGAUUAGUGCCUGUUAAUAUUGACCGGGAUUUGCUGCACUCAGUUCUUGCUAUUUCUUAUGCCAAAGAACCUGAUCAACUUCUCUCAAGUAAUGUCGCCGGGUUUAUCUAUGUCACCGAAGUCGACACACAGGGGAAGACAGUUACAUAUCUUGGACCAUCAGCAGGGAAUCUUCCGAGCAAAUAUCUGAUAAUGGGAACUUUGUCAUGGCUUGAAGCGUGAAGCUUCUUCAGGACAAAAUCAGAGACGGGGGAGAAGAAAUACCACGAAAAACAAUUUGCAACACUAAGUCCUUAGAGAAAGUCUACUCCCUGGAGUCACAUAACGCCAUAGAUGAAGAGCAAUAUUGUGCAGAGCAAGUCCAACAUGAAAGAGCAAUGUAUAUUUCUAAUUGUGCAAACGUUGUGUUGCUUGCAUUCAAGGUUUUCUACUUUACCCUUUCUGGAUUUGUAAAUUAAACACAGAUUUUGGGAUAUUUUCUGGUAUCAUCGCCUCUUUUUAAGAUGCCGGUAGAGCUAUGUGUUACAUUUCAUUGUGUUUUUCUUCAGAAUUGAUUGUAAGUUUCAUUAAUUUCUCCAGAAAUUACUUAUUUC
This is a messenger RNA of Mangifera indica (mango), 1876 nucleotides long. RefSeq names its product protein CLP1 homolog. Gene Ontology annotation, biological process: tRNA splicing, via endonucleolytic cleavage and ligation. NCBI's taxonomy places the organism in Eukaryota, Viridiplantae, Streptophyta, Magnoliopsida, Sapindales, Anacardiaceae. Gene Ontology annotation, molecular function: polynucleotide 5'-hydroxyl-kinase activity. Gene Ontology annotation, cellular component: nucleus; mRNA cleavage factor complex. Bases 192 to 1505 code for a protein of 437 amino acids. The transcript is spliced from 11 exons. The record is from RefSeq and is a predicted model, not a curated record.